Messenger RNA from Psilocybe cubensis, 1626 nucleotides. RefSeq lists its product as uncharacterized. The coding region runs from base 1 to 1626 and encodes 541 amino acids. Gene Ontology annotation, molecular function: ATP binding; protein serine/threonine kinase activity. The record is from RefSeq and is a predicted model, not a curated record. The transcript is spliced from 12 exons. Lineage: Eukaryota; Fungi; Basidiomycota; Agaricomycetes; Agaricales; Agrocybaceae. Gene Ontology annotation, biological process: protein phosphorylation.
AUGUCCUGGAAACUAGGUGCCAAAAAGCCCAAGGAUGGGAACGGCGUCAUCUCGCGAUCCGUUACCCCAAUCCCCUCAAGACCAACGACCCCCAAACCCCCCUAUGGGUCCGACCAGUUUCGUUCUGGGAUGCUCACCAUCCGCAUAUUCUCUGGUCGCGGUUUGUCGCUAGCUCCAGGUGUCCAGAUUCCUGAAGUGAUUCAACAUGCGCUCGAGACAACCCCCACCACCCGCAAGUCGACCAGUAACCGCGAAAGUAUGCAGCGCAAACGAUGUUGGUGGCUGCCAUACGUCGUUCUCGAGUUCGACAAGAACGAGAUUCUCAUUGAUGCUAUGGGAGGGGAUUUGUCGAACCCAGUUUGGAACUAUCGGGCAGACUUUGACGUCUCGCGUACAUCGAACAUAUCAGUUUCAUCUUAUUUGCGGGCUGCCUCUGCUGUUCAAGGGCAUGAUGAUAUGGGAAAUGAUCAUCUCAUGGGCAGGGUGGAUCUCACACCCAUGCUUGAUGGCCAUCAUGCCUCUGAUCAAUGGUACACUGCGACCGCCGGGUCUGGUUCAUUCCACCUCAAGAUCGACUUCCGCCCAGUCCGAGGGGAACCGUUGACUAUUGAAGCAUUUGAUCUUCUCAAAGUGAUAGGAAAGGGUAGCUUUGGAAAGGUUAUGCAAGUUCGAAAGAAAGAUACUCAACGAAUUUACGCUCUGAAGACGAUAAGGAAGGCGCAUAUCGCCCAACGUCCCGGAGAAAUCACACAUAUUCUGGCAGAGCGGACGGUCCUUGCGUUGGUCAACAAUCCAUUCAUUGUACCUCUCAAGUUCUCUUUCCAGACCCCAGAUAAACUGUACCUUGGGAUGUCCUUUGUGAACGGCGGAGAAUUGUUUUACCAUCUUCAGCGCGAGGGCAAGUUCGACCAAGACCGCAGCCGUUUCUACGCCGCUGAACUCCUUUGUGCUCUGGAACAUUUACACGGCUUCAACGUGGUUUAUCGCGAUCUCAAGCCCGAAAAUAUCUUGUUGGAUUAUACAGGCCAUAUUGCCCUGUGCGACUUCGGACUCUGCAAACUAAAUAUGUCGGAAACCGAGAAAACUAAUACGUUCUGUGGAACACCAGAGUACAUUGCUCCGGAGUUGUUGGAGAGCCAAGGGUAUACGAAGACCGUAGAUUGGUGGACUCUUGGCGUACUUCUCUAUGAAAUGAUGACUGGACUGCCUCCUUUCUACGACGAAGAUGUGAACACCAUGUACCAGAGAAUUCUCAGUGACCCCCUCAACUUCCCACCUGAUAUGCCAGCUGAGGCAAGAAGUGUAAUGACGGGACUCCUUCAGAGAGAUCCGGCCAGACGUCUUGGUGCAAAUGGAGGAGAAGAAAUCAAAAGGCAUCCGUUCUUUGCUAAAUAUAUCGACUGGAACCGCCUUCUCGCCAAGAAGAUACAACCACCGUUUAAACCGAGUGUUGAAUCUGUCCUCGAUGUUGCCAACUUCGAUCCCGACUUCACCAAUGAGGAAGCCCAGGAUUCAGUCGUGACUGAUUCAGCUCUGUCCGAAACUGUUCAGGAUCAGUUCAGAGGCUUUACAUAUAACCCCGCCAACGAACACCUGAGCGAAAGCGUCAGCUAUCCUGCUAUGUAA